Messenger RNA from Larimichthys crocea (large yellow croaker), 2292 nucleotides. RefSeq names its product ubiquitin carboxyl-terminal hydrolase 2. Gene Ontology annotation, biological process: protein deubiquitination. The record is from RefSeq and is a predicted model, not a curated record. Gene Ontology annotation, molecular function: cysteine-type deubiquitinase activity. Bases 190 to 1446 code for a protein of 418 amino acids. The transcript has 12 exons. NCBI's taxonomy places the organism in Eukaryota, Metazoa, Chordata, Actinopteri, Sciaenidae.
CGCAGUAAAAACUCCGACACACGCAACCUCUGUGUACACUUCAACACGGGAAGAUUUGCGUGCAGGUGCGGGACAGGAGAGACUCGCAGGCUUUAAGACCUAACAGGACUCGACUGAUCUUCACCUGAUCUCUGGCUCUCAGUAAGGAUCCUCUCGGUGGGAUUUCACAGCAGUGUCCAGCUGCAUUGGAUGACGCUUCCAUCCUGGUGUCGGACAACAUUCAACAGCACUGCCAUGCCUUCUCUGCGACACUCAUACACGGUGACGGUACCGGAGGAACCGACCGUUUUCCCCUUAGACAAACCGGACCUGCGGCGGAAGAGUCCGUCGUUGUCUCGGUCCAAGCUGGUGUCCACAUUCAUGGGUCUGAUCAUCAACCAGGCCAAGAACAAGAGUACUCAAGGCCUGGUGGGACUGAGGAACCUGGGCAACACAUGUUUCAUGAACUCAAUCCUGCAAUGUCUGAGCAACACUCCCGAGCUGAGAGAUUACUGCCUGAGAAACGUCCACCGCACAGACCUCAACAACAACUGUAGGACUAAUGCUGCUCUCAUGGAAGAAUUUGCAAAGCUGACUCAGAGUCUGUGGACGUCAGCGAGCAACGAGGCCAUCAGUCCCUCUGACUUCAGGAGCCAGAUCCAGAGAUACGCUCCCAAAUUCGUGGGCUGCAAUCAACAGGACGCCCAGGAGUUUCUGCGCUUCUUAUUAGACGGUCUCCAUAAUGAAGUGAACAGAGUGACAGUCCGUCCUAAGGUGUCCGUCGAGGACUUUGACCACCUCUCAGAUGAUGAAAAAGGCAAACGGAUGUGGAAUAUGUACUUGGAGAGAGAGGACAGCAAAGUAGUGGAUCUGUUUGUUGGACAGCUGAAAAGCUCAGUGACGUGCACCGCCUGUGGCUUUCGCUCCACCGUGUUCGAUCCAUUCUGGGACCUAUCGAUACCUGUCGCACAGAAGAGCUCAGGUGAAGUGACUCUCAAAGACUGCUUGAGACUGUUCACAAAAGAGGAUGUGUUGGAUGGAGAAGAGAGACCGACAUGCAACAGAUGCAAAGCCAGGAGGAAAUGCACCAAAAGAUUCAGCAUCCAGAAGUUCCCUCAGAUCCUCGUGCUUCACCUGAAGCGUUUCUCAGACUCUAACAUCCGAACCAGCAAACUCUCCACUUAUGUCAACUUCCCCCUCAAAGAGCUGGACCUGCGGGAGUUCGCCUCAGAGAGCAGCGAGCGUCCUGUGUAUAACCUGUAUGCAGUGUCCAACCACUCUGGAAACGCUUUGGGAGGCCAUUACACAGCCUACUGUAGGAACCCGGCACUGGGGGAAUGGUACAGCUACAACGACUCCAGGGUGAGCCCAGUGUCCUCCAGUCAAGUUCGCAGCAGUAACGCCUACGUCCUCUUCUACGAACUGGCCCCCUCCCCACAAAGCAAAUAUCAGACAUGUCGGCUUUAGACACUGCAGAGGGGUGAUAAGCUGGGCUAAACUCGGCCUGAAAAAUGAAGUCAGACACUGCCUGCUGAGAGAGAGAGAGAGAGAGAGAGAGAGCUCCACCUGGUGGAGUGAGUACUCCUAUUACAGACUGUGAAUGUGGAGCUCCGAGACAUUGCUGGGAAAGAAACACCCCCUGACCUUCCUCUGAAAUGUGUUUUUUUUUUUUGAGAGGAGAAGAAGGGCGUGAAAGCACAUUUACACUUCAGGAUUUCAAGCGGAGCUCAGAAGUUGGGUGGAACUGAAGUAACACGGAGAAAACACGACUUCUGUUGUCAAAAAAGGUGUAGAAAUUCAGCUCAAGGCACAGCUGUGAAUCCAACUCAAAAUGCCUUCUUCAGAGAUAAAAAAAACAACAAAAACAUUUAACAGCUGUGCUCGGACCUGAAUCUACACCUCCUUGAGUGGAUUUUUCUUUUGCACUUUGAACAUGGACACAUUAUUAUUAUGUGAGGACAUAACUGAGACUUGAAACAUGCCUCGCACACUGAUUGCAAGUUCUAAUUUAUUCUAUUUAACAUAAUGUCAGUAACUGAAUGUGCAUACUGUAUAUAUCAUUUAACAAAGCCUCAUGGUUUCCUCUUAGAGCAGUGGAAGUCCACUGGAGAAUGUUUUAUGUCAAAGCACAUUUUAUUUUUGUACAGUAUUUAUGGACAGCACAGUGAAUGUAACUGCACUGUGGAAAAGCCAGACAUACCAAAGCAGCUGUGUAAAAUGCAUCAACAAUACUUCUUCCAGCAAUAAUGUUGCUGACUUUGCAUCUCAAGACAGUUCAGAGUCUAUAAAUGAUUAAAAUUCAAUGUUAACUUA